Molecule: messenger RNA, 3196 nt
Organism: Desarmillaria tabescens
Lineage: Eukaryota; Fungi; Basidiomycota; Agaricomycetes; Agaricales; Physalacriaceae
Product: argonaute-like protein
Exons: 12
Coding region: 1-2721 (906 amino acids)
Biological process (GO): regulatory ncRNA-mediated post-transcriptional gene silencing
Molecular function (GO): protein binding; RNA endonuclease activity; single-stranded RNA binding
Source: RefSeq, a predicted model, not a curated record
AUGAGUCGACGAGGCGGUCCUGAAAGGGGCCGUGGUGGUCGUGGUGGUGGCGACUUUGGAGGUCGAGGUGGAAGAGACAAGCAAAAGAAGCUCAUCGAUGCCCUUCGAAAGGUACCAACCAAGCCGGAGCGCCCAACACGCCCUGGCUUUGGUACCCUGGGCAAGCCCAUCACUUUGCGCGCCAAUUUCUUUGCAGUCAAGCUUCCUAAAGGCCCUCUGUACGAGUACGAGAUAAAGGUCGAGCCCACAACCUUUCUGAACAAGCGCAAAGACCGUAUUUUCCAGUUGCUUGAGGCCAAUCCUCAGGUUCGUCCGCAUCUGGGCGUUAUUGCUCAUGAUAGAAGUGCACGCCUCGUGUCGGCCGUGAAGCUUCCAAUUUCGGGUGUAGCAGUACCAUUCUUCGAAGAGGGCCAGAAUGGCCCCCCGACUGGUGCUGUCACAUACCAGGUUUCCUUCGUCUUCAAGGGCGAGCUGAACGUCAAUGAACUCUCCAAAUACCUCAACGCUGACAAGGAAUACCGAGAUUACGAUCCAUUACCCAUCAUCUCAGCCCUCAAUCUCGCGCUGCAGCAGAAUCCUCUACGCACAGGUGUGCGUAUCGGACAGAAUAAAUAUUACUUUCCGCCACUACCUAAUGAGCGCAGGGGUCUGGGACCCGGUAUUUUGGCUUGGAGAGGGUUUUCUACGUCUGUUCGGCCGGCUUAUCAGCAACUAAUGGUUAACAUCAAUGUCUGUAUGGCCCCGUUCGUCGAGCCAGGUAACCUUGCAGAUGUUCUUGUGUCGUUCAACCGGAAUUCUUCAGGUGGAAUGCCAACACUUCCCAAGGAGCUAGCCAGAAGCAUUAAAGUUGUCACUAACCAUCUUGGUCAUAAACGUCGGUACAAGCUCUGGGAGAUUGGCCGCAAGUCUGCUCGGAAUACUACUUUCCCGUGCGAGGAAUUUGGAAAGAAGAACAUGUCAGUCGAGGAAUUCUUCAAGAGAAAAUAUAACAUUACUUUGCGUCAUGGAGCUGACCUCCCAGUUGUCAAUGUCGGGAGUAUCAAGAAACCAACAUGGCUACCCGCGGAACUGUGCACGAUCGAAGCUGGGAAUCCGUACCGAGGACGGCUAGGCGAACAAGAGGUUUCACAAAUGAUUCGAUUGGCGUGUAACCCUCCGCGCGUUAACGCGGAGUUUAUUGUUGAUGAGGGGUUCCAAAGACUAUCCCUUUCGCCUCCUCAGCCGCCCAUCGACGGGUUUGGCCUCUCCAUCGACCUGGAAAUGGCUGUCAUUCCAGCUCGUGAACUCGCCCCUCCAUCGUUGUCGUAUCGCGUUGGUGUACCGAGAGUAGCCAACGGUUCGUGGAAUAUCCUUGAUGUCAAGUUCCACCGCGGUGCGACUGUCAGCGGAUUCUGGGUGCUCCCGAUACGGGAACGAACGCAGAACAGAUAUCCAUCCCCGGAUCAGAUACAGCCACUGAUCAUAGCGUUUUCGAGGAAGCUGCAAUCGGCUGGGAUGAAUGUUCCAGGAGGGAUGCCGCGAUUGCUGAAGGAGCUACCAGCGCUACCUCCUGUGCACGAGGAUCCUGGGAGGGUCAAUUCUCUGAGAACUAUCAGAUCGUAUUUGCAGCAUGCGAUGCAAACAGGUCCUAGGCCGAGUUUUGUGUUGGUAUUGUUAAUGCAUAGGGAUAAUUUCAUUUAUCCUGGUGUCAAACGGAUCGGAGACUCUGAGCUGGGAUUGCAGACGGUUACGAUGCAGCUUGAGAAAGCCUUGAGACAGGACAAACAGGACCAAUACCUCUCGAAUAUCGCGUUGAAGGUGAAUACGAAGCUUGGCGGGAUCAAUCACAAGUUGGACGAUCAAGCGAUGAGGUGGUUGCGUAAGAAGAAGACAAUGAUGGUGGGGAUCGAUGUUACCCACCCUACUCCGGGGACAAGAUUUGGCACUCCGUCGAUCGCGGCGGUCGUGGCGAGUGUGGAUGAUGAUUUUGUCCAAUUCCCGGCGAGCAUGAGGAUCCAGAGGCCUGAUGCCAAUAGGCAUUCGAAGGAGGUCGUCGAGGAGCUGCAGCAUAUGUUGCUCGAACGUCUGUUAGCUUAUGAGAAGAAGAACAAGGCAUUGCCGGAGAGGAUUCUAGUGUUCCGGGAUGGUGUCUCCGAGGGCCAAUAUGAUAUUGUCAUUCGAGAGGAGCUUGUACAAAUCAAGGAGGCUGCGAAGAGACUGAAUACCAAGGACAGAAAGGCGUAUAAACCGCUUGUAUCUGUCAUCAUAUGCGGGAAGCGCCAUAAUGCUAGGUUCUACCCUACAAAUGGUCCAGAUGCAGAUAAGAAUGGUAACACGAAACCUGGGACAGUGGUUGACAAGGGUGUUACCGGAGUAUUUGAUUACGAUUUCUAUCUCCAAGCGCACGCUGGUCUGCAGGGCACCGUCAGGCCAACGCAUUACGUUGUCAUCUACGACGAGAACAGCCUUGGUGUGGAUGAUCUUCAGAAGGGAACGAACGAUGCCAGUUAUUUGUACGCGCGGGCCACGAAAGCUGUGAGCCUCAUUCCCGCGGCAUAUUAUGCGGAUCUUGCAUGCGAGAGGGGAAGGUGCUAUUUGAAUGACUUCUUGACGGACGACGCCUCGACUGUUUCUGGGUCACUCAGCCGGGAUGAGGAGGCGGCGAGAGUGUUUGAUGCUGCGCGUAAGGCUUGGGGCAACGGGCUCCAUGACAAUAUUAAGGACAGUAUGUUCUAUAUCUAGAGCCGCGAAUUUAGUAGGACGGAGGAAUCUGUUUGGUGUAUAUGUUGUAGUGUGUUUGUGCUGUCUAUCUUGAUGUGCUUUUGUACCGUCUAUUUGUUGUCUUGCAGCUGUUUUCUUGCUGUCGUUUUGUAAUACUAUAUAGCUGACGGUUGUCUUUUUGGCCAUGUAUUGAAUUAUACGACCACUGUGACUUCGACGAUUACCCAGGACCAGAGGCGAUGACUUGGGGACUUGUAUGUCGCUAGGGUUCAGCGCUCAGCAAGGGCAGAUUAAUCAAGGUUCUCUGGUCUUUGAAUUCCCCAGUCCUUUCAUCUUCCAUUUGCAAACGGUGUCUAAACUGAAAGAAAAUCAUAACGAAACAUGAAAGUCUCUAUUUUUCGUUAAAGCGGGUCUCUCCAAGUACCAAGUAAGUCUGAGUGAUCUCGAUGUCAGGGUACCUUCACAAAGGGAGUCUGCGGAACACCUUCACGCUGUG